Molecule: messenger RNA, 6991 nt
Organism: Polyodon spathula (Mississippi paddlefish)
Lineage: Eukaryota; Metazoa; Chordata; Actinopteri; Acipenseriformes; Polyodontidae
Product: general transcription factor 3C polypeptide 1-like
Exons: 37
Coding region: 136-6516 (2126 amino acids)
Biological process (GO): transcription initiation at RNA polymerase III promoter; 5S class rRNA transcription by RNA polymerase III
Cellular component (GO): transcription factor TFIIIC complex
Molecular function (GO): DNA binding
Source: RefSeq, a predicted model, not a curated record
CUUGUGCGCACAAGUAAACAGCGUGUGAGUGAAGGGAUGCAGUGAGCACAGACAGAAAGGAUUCGUAUUUUGGAUAAUUCAGUACCUGCGUUUCUGUGGGACAGAGAGACAACGAACCGAAGCAGCCGUGUUGUGAUGGACGCGCUGCAGGCGCUGGAAGAUGAGGUGGCUCUGGAAGGUCUGGACGGGAUCACUGUGUCUGGGCUGUGGUUCCGGAUACAGAACCGCGUCCCCAAAUUCCCCCUACUUCUCGACCCGGCCACGAAGCAGUUCCUGUGGCAGGCCUUGGUCUGUAAUGCCGAGCUCGAGUUUUACGAGCUGCCAAAGGAGAGACCUGCUUUUGUCUUCUUUGACAGGUUCAAAGAAAUCGAUCCUGAAACUGGGAUUCAGGAGAUAAGGAAGGAGAGCUCCCUGGUGGAGGAUCUCUACCCCAUUCACAUAGUCUUUGACAAUAAGAAGGGGAUCAAAGGCUCCUGCCAGUUCUUUAAUGAGAGGAUAAACGUGACGAGUCAGAUCAGGAAUGAAGCGCUACAGCCAUGCUGCACCCUGGAAGAGGCAGUCGACAGGUGGGCGGAGAAGCUGGUCAUUGUUGCGUCUCAGAGGGUUCGGUACCGUGCCCUGAUUGGCUGGGAGGGCGACCCUGAUCUGAAGCUGCCGGACUACUCAUACUGCAUCCUGGAGAGGCUGGGCCGGGCUCGCUGGCAGGGAGAGCUGCAGAGGGACCUGCACUGCGGGGCUUUCAAGACGGAUGCCCGGAAGCUACACUACCUCAGGAAGGUGUUGGACAGGAACGACUUGCUUACCAUGCAGUCCCACGUCAUCCGGCUCCCGAACAGCAGCCAGCAGCACUCCAUCCUCCUCCUGCUCAAGCGCUUUCACGUGGACAGGAGAAGUAAAUAUGCCAUUCUGAUGGAAAGAGUCUCCAAUGUGCUGGCUGGCAAACCAGGCAAACUGGCGGUCAUGAUCCACUUGAGACACGAGCUGGGGCUGUGUGAACGGACCUUCAAGCGCAUGUAUCAGUACAUGAUUGCAGCUGGAAUCGUUCAGGUCGUGUCUGUGCCCUUGCACGAGCUCAACCCAGAAGCAGGGCACUGCAAAACGAAGAAAGGUACUGAUAUCAUUGUGAGAUGUGUGAAGCUGCUGAAGGAGUACAAGAAGAAAGCCGGUGAGGAUGGCGAUGAUAACGACGAGGAGGAGGACAGCGUUCAGAGAAGCUGGCAGCCGGUGGAGCGUGUAUGGGAGAGGGACAUGCUGGCACAGGCAUAUGAACUGAUCGAGAGCAGAGGAACCACAGGAAUCACACAGACUGAGAUUCGACUGUCAAUGAACAUUGGAAAGCUAGAGGCGCGAAUGAUUUGCAGGCUUCUGGAGCGCUACCAAUUGAUCAAGGGGUUCAUGGAAGAUGAAGGCCGUCAACGCACAACGAAAUACAUCUCCAAAGUGUAUGUGGAGCGGAGCGAUUUGAACCAGCAGUUUGAGAAGGAGAAGGCGCGGAGUGAGCAGCUGUCUACGGUUGGCUGCUCUUUACUGGAGCCCGUGGAGAGCCAGGGAGAGGGGAGAGAGGAACUCCCUUCUGAAAAGGAGAGCUCACCGGUUCAGUCUGAGGUGGAGGAGGAGCAGCAGCAGCAUGAGGGGAGUCCAAGAAGCGCUGCAAAGAAGCAGAAAACCAGAAUCCUGAUUGACCCCCAGGCUCUGCUGCCACACUCGAAGCUGGGUGGGAGCCCCAAGCAGUCCACACCGUGCAAGAGAAUAAAAGCUUUUGAUUUCAGAGGGCGCGCUGAAAGUCCCAUCCUUCCACAAAGUGUGCAGGACAAUGAAGAGACUCCAGCGGUCCCCGCAGAGUCUGACAUGAGUGUUGACGUCUCGGAGCAAACGACAAACCGCGAGUCGAGCGACCAGUCAGUGCAGAAUGACAGGAACGUCACCGUCAUUGAAGAGGUUCGGCUGGAACAGGCGAAGGACAGAGAUGGGAAAGGGGGGAGAAAGAAGCCCAAUAAGCUGCUCCUGCGGAUUGACAAGCCCCACGAAACCUACAGGCUGCUGAAACGCAAGAACAUGAUCAUAGAAGCUGUGCACAACCUCAAGCUCAUCGACAGCCUAUACUCACUGCAGAAAAUGAUAAUGGAUGAAGAGAAGCAGGAUGGAGUGGUUACCAGGUGCUGCAAGAAAUCCAUCUUGAGGCUGGUUCACAAGCUGUCUCAGGAUGGCGUGCUCAGACUGUACCGCACCACAGUCGUUCAGGAUGGCAUCAGCAAAAAGGUGGAGUUUGUAGUCCACCCCUCCAUCCUUCCACAAGAUCCUCUGGUGAAAAGUGCCAUUGAACAGGUCCGCUUCCGCAUCUCCAGCUCCUACACGGCACACCGAGUGAAGGCCCAGCAGGCUCAGGCAGAGGCUGAGGAGGCUCGGAACCACAAAGCCAGCAAGGACCCGGAUCAGGACCCCCUGGGAGAGCCACACGCCGACUCUGGGAACCAGUCCGAGAACACCAGUAAAGCUGCAACCAGCAAGACUGAUGACAAAAUGGGAGUCACGCCUCUCAAGAACUUCCAUCCUCCCAUAGUUCCAGGACUUGGGCGCUCGUUAGGCUUCCUUCCCAAAAUGCCACGGCUGCGGCUGGUCCACAUCUUCCUGUGGUACGUGGUCUACGGGCACCCCCUGAGGAAACCUCCUGAGGAGAACCCCACCCCACGGGAGGAGCUGGGGCCAACCAAUCAGAACGAGAUGGCAGAAGAGAGGGAGGAGGGGGAGAGCGCUGGCCCUGCAGAGGCUGAGGAGUCCAUCGGGGGCACAGAGCUGGGCGAGCUGUUCGUCAAGGAAACUGUGUAUGUGGACCAGGCUUCCUGGAAGAGAUUUGUUCCUCCCACCCCCAUUCACAGGGAGUUUGAGUACGGCUGGGCCCUUGUGAGCGACAUUCUGCUUUGUCUGCCCCUUUCCAUAUUCAUCCAGAUCGUGCAAGUCAGCUACCAGGUGGAUAACCUGGAGGAGUACCUGAGUGACCCGAUCAAGCAGCACACCCUGGUCCGCUUCCUGCCACAGCCCAUGCGACAGCAGCUGCUUUAUAAACGGAAGUACAUAUUUUCAUUUUAUGAAAGUUUGCAGCGCAUGUGCUACUUGGGAGUCUUGCAGUUCGGACCAAUUGAGAAAUUUCAAGACAAAGACCAGGUGUUUGUAUAUGUGAAGAAGAAGGCCACUAUCGUGGACACAACCACCUGUGACCCUCAUUAUAACCUGGCGCUCAGCAGCCGCCCCUUUGAGAAAAGGUUUUACACCUUCAACAGCCUGCAGCAGCUGGAGAACUUCUGGUUUGAUCUGCAGUGCGUCUGCCUCAACACACCACUAGGUAUAGUAAGAGGCCCUCGCACAAAGAAGAGCAGCUCUCAAGAGAGCCGGCAGAAGCCUGGUGAUCCCGAGAUGGAUUCUGCAAUGGAGCCGGAGUUAACGGCUGAGAAGCAAGUUGCCAACCACAAGCUGAGGAUGUGUGAAUGUUCAAGGGGCCGGAAGGAGGUGCUGGACGAUCGAGAGAUCCCAGGGGAUGGGCAGGGUGCGGCAGGGCUGGACUCCGGCUUCUUCAGUCACCUGAAACGCAACUGGAUUUGGACGAGUUACAUCCUCAACAAAACCAAGAGACCUGGUGCAGCUUUAGAAGGAAGUCCAACACUAAGACUGCAGACAUUCUUGACGAAGCAUCCCCUGCCUCUCAUGACUGAAGGCAGUAAAUUGAACAGGCUGAUGGAUGCCAGACAGCCAAUGCUUGUUAAAGAGGAGGAGGUUCACACUGAGAAGGAGCCGGCCUUGGAGAGGAAUAGACGGGUCGUGGGUGGAAAGAAACAGAAACGGAAGAGACUGAAGAAGGAUCCUGGAAGGAAAGCUAAGAGAAAGAGGAAAGAGGGGGCGUCGGAGCAGAAGCGCGGAAGGCAGCCGCGCUUCCAUGACGAAGCGGACCAGAGCGCCCUGCAGAGGAUGACACGGCAGCGCGUGGCCUGGACUGCACAAGAGGACGGCUUUCUGGUGCUGUGCAGGGUCGCCAGCCACGUCCUCAACAGAAAGGUCAAGGGGCCCUUUGUUCCUUGGCAGGUUGUGCGAGACAUCUUACACGCCAACUUUGAGGAGUCUUUGGACAAGACUUCCCUGUCUGUGGGUCGCAGAGCUCGAUACAUCAUGAAGAAUCCCCAGACCUCCCUGAACUUCAAAAUUUGCCUUGCAGAGGUCUACCAGGACAAAGCCCUCGUUGAGGAGUACCUGAACAGGAAGAAUGAUUACCAAAGUGCAGAGGUGUGUGGCUUGGAAUUCAAAGCGUUUGUAGAGGAGCUGAGGAGGAAGUUGAGCUCUGUGGUGGGAGACUCUGAGCUGGAAAUCCCAGAUACAAAGGAAGAGCUUUUCAGGAGGUUCAAAGUCUCUGCCAUUGGGGAGGAAGUGGAGCUAGAGGAGCCGCGCGACGCCCUUCAGAGCGUGGAUGAUAUCCACUCACUAGUACUGAGCAACCUGAUCCAGAGCACGCUGGCGCUGUCCAACACACAGAUGAAAUCCUGCCAGUCUUUCCAGACGUUCCACCUGUACAGGAAGUACAAAGAUGAGGUUCUGUUCAAGGUGUUUCUGGACUGUCAGAAGCGAGGCUUGGUGAACCGGCGCCGAGUCAACCAGGCCUUGGGGCCCAAGAAGAGCCGGGCUCUGCCCUUUGUUCCCAUGUCCUACCAGCUGUCACAGACUUACUACAGGUGCUUCACGUGGCGCUUCCCCAGCACUCUCUGCACAGAAUCCAACGAGUUCUUGGAAAAGCUCCAGUCGGUUGGCAGGGAGGACCGGCCUAACGCCUUCAUCUUCCAGGAGCAGGAGAGCCAAGCUGCGGACCCAGACAUGGUGCUCUUCCCCCUGGAUGGGCCCGGAGGGAACUGUCUGGCCAGCCUGUCCCUCCUUAUCCUGGGGCUGCUCUCUGUGGAAGUGGCCAUUCCAGAUCAGAUUGUGGUCGUGGACAGCACCAUGGUGGACAAUGAGGUGAUAAAGAGUGCUUGGUUUAUUUGCAGCCUUGGGAAGGAAGGAGUGGAGGACUCGGAGGAGGGGGAGGGGGAGGACUCUGAGAACAAGCGGAAGAUGGAGGUGAAAUCACGGCAGGCUUCCCACACAAACUACCUGCUGAUGAGGGGGUACUGCGCCCCGGGCAUCGUCAGCACCCGUAACCUCAACACCAGCGACAACGUGGUAGUCAACUCCUGCCAGAUGAGGGUGAAGCUGCGCAAAGCACCGGCACACAGCUGGAUCCACACAGCCGCUCCCUCUGUAGUGGAUUUGACUCCUGGACAGACCUGCCUCCCUCCCAGUUUCACCCGGCUUGUGAAGAUUCCUGGCGCCUCAUCAUCCAGGCUGGAGCUGUUCCAGCAGCACUGUGUCGAUCGUUGUGGCUACAGCCCAGAGGAUCUGCAGGUCGUGCUGGAGAUCUGCAAUGCCAUCAAGGAAGGGAAGAGCUUCGGGAUCGACAGGAACGAGCUGGAAAGGAGAUUCUCCGCUUGUGAAGAACCGGAAGAGGGACGGACCAGAACCUUCUCUCAGUACCUGCAGGACCUGAUCAACCUGGAGGAGGUGCUGGAAGUCGGAGGCAACGUUCUGCGCAUAGUUGCGAUUGAGUACGUGGACCCGUGGCUGCUUCACAUCACUGCUCCGAGGCAGCCCCAGAGAGAUGAGCAAAGCCAGCAGGAUGUGUCCACUUCAAGGAAGAGAAGGCUGGAAGAAUGUGAUCCAGGAAAGGAAGCUCCUGCCAGCAAGAGGGCUGCUUUGGAGGAUGGUGACUCUGCAGCUCCUGGAGACUGCAGGAAUGCAGAGGAGAAUCAGGAGAGUGCUCACAGAGACAGAGAUCAAACCACCACUGCGGAGAAUCAGGAGAGUGCUCACAGAGACAGAUAUCAAACCAUCGCUGAGGAGAAUCAGGAGAGUGCUCACAGAGACGGAGAUGAAGAAACCACUGUGGAGGAUACAGGAGAGCAGAGUGGAGAGAGGGACUCCCAGCCGAGCGAAGACAAGGAAGAACUCAAGCGCCUUCAAGGAGAGGGAGAUGUCCACAGUCCAAGGGUUGAAAGAGCUGAGACCCAGGAGGGUGCAAGUGAAGGCGCUGGCUGUGAGGCGGUUGGUUUCCUCAGCCGGCCUUGGCGCAUUGUGGAUGGCAGUGUGAAUAAGCCGCUCUGCAAGGGGAUGAUGGAGGCAGUGUUGCUGCACAUCAUGACCAGGCCUGGGGUCCCCGAGCAGCAGCUGGUGCGGCACUACCAGGGCGUGCUGCAGCCUGUGGCCGUUCGGGAGCUGCUGCAGGCUCUUGAAGACCUGGGCUGUCUUCUUAAGAAGUCCAUGAGGAAGCCGACUCGGGUGUCCCUCUUCUCCAGCCCAGGCCCUGCAGACAGUGUGUGUAUGAAGCAGAGGAGCGGCUCCAGCGAGGUGUUUUAUGAGCCCACGAUAGACUGUUGCUUGAGACUCGGCAAAGUGUUUCCACACGAAGCCAACUGGAACAAAUGGGUGAAGUUUCUACACACCUGAGGUACGAGCCGCUGGGUGCAUUACUCAGCUACUGCACUAUCACUAGAACUGACUUUUAAAUUGCUUCACCUACUCUUGCGUGAUCGUCCUUUGCAGGGUCAAACGUGACAACAGAUACCAUUUUAAAAGGAAAAUAAGUGAAGUAGGAAACAAAGCCCUAAUGAAGCAUUCUCCUAGCGUUCUCCUGUCAUUCUUCUAGCCCUCUCCUAUCAUUCUCCUAGCGUUCUCCUGUCAUGCUUCUAGCCCUCUCCUAGCGUUCGCCUGUCAUUCUUCUAGCCCUCUCCUAGCGUUCUCCUGUCAUUCUCCUAGCCCUUGAUGGGGUGGGCACUGGGUUAGAAAGGAUUUUUUGUUUUGAAAUGUAAAAAUAUUCUUUUCGAAUAGUCUUUUUUUUUCUUCUUUUUGAUCUUGUCUGAUUGAGGAGGGGCGGGGGCAAACUUUGUAUUGUUUUGUUUUGUCAUUAAAGAUUUUGUGUGUA